AUGGGAUUGACAGAAGAACAAAUAACACACUGCAAAAGCAUUUUCAGUCAGUUUGAUAAAGAUGGUACAGGAAGGAUCGACAGGUUUGAGCUUCGUGUUGUCCUGGAGCGUAACUUCUAAUUAGAAAUGGGACAAAAGCCAAGCGAAGAAGAGUUAUUUGCAAUGAUUAACGAAGUUGACGAUGGGAAUACAGGGAAAAUCGAAUUUUAUGAGUUUUUAAAAGUCUAUGAGCAGCACCAAAAUUCAGAAGUAAACAGAGAUGAGCAAGAUAUGAGUAAUUUUUAUGUAGUUGACGCUUUUGUCGCAAUGGGAGGGAAUCCAGAUACAACUGGCUCAAUUGAUACUGAUAAGUUGAUAAACGUUAUAAGGCAGCAAUUUGAAAUGACUAUAGAUAUUGAAAGACUUAUAGAAGAUAUUGACGAAGACCAGAGUCAUACGAUAGAGUAUGCGGAAUUCAAAAGAUUACUCACUCCCCUCCAUGAGUAAAAAAAAAAAAAUUUUCUCACAAGGGUCGUUGCAUACUAAUUUUUUUUUCUCGAAAAUUUAAAAGAAUCCAAAUUAAUUGUACAGUUUAUGUUUAAAAUAUAAGUUAUUCAGAAUUAAACAGAAUUAGCUAGAUAUUUCAUUAUACUAAUUAUCAUUUAUAUAUAUCAAAUAUUAAAUCGUUUAAAAAAAUUAUUUUGUUCGCUCAUGGAUGAGGGGGGUGGGCUUUUAGGGAUUUUUCCAAUGAUUUUGUUCGCUCACACGAGAGGGAGUUAGCUAA
Messenger RNA from Blepharisma stoltei, 763 nucleotides. The record is from the annotation of a GenBank genome assembly. Lineage: Eukaryota; Ciliophora; Heterotrichea; Heterotrichida; Blepharismidae.